AUGGAUGUCGACCAAAUCAGACACGUGUUCGACAAUUCACAGCAUUUGCAUAAAAUGCAGAAAUGCGUCCUAACAGAAAGUAGCUACAGAAUCAGCAGUAGGCUACUGCUCAACUACCGUAAGAAGCGGGAACUCCGGAGAGACAUAUUGUUUACAUUGAAUUGCGACCCAAAGAGUCCGUACACUAAACACAGCAUUGAGUUCAUCGCAAACUUCUUGCGAUCGUUUUGCGCCACAAAAGAAGACACGAAUGCCAACAGCAAUGACACCAACGACGAGACGAUCAUCGAUGAGGACACGGCCGCUGCCGAAGACACCACCAAUCGCUCCGAUCAGGAGAACAAAGAGCCGACCGAUGAGUGCGACGACGAGUUAGGGAUGGAGUCGUUGGGCAGUGAGUCCUUCAGUCGCAAAGACCAGUCGACGGCCUCCACAGCGAUGGACAGCACGUCGCUUAUCAAAGACGAGCCCACUUUCGCGGAUAUCGUAAUCAAAGAGCAAUUGAUUGGAUUCCUGUUGAACGCAAAGCCACACAUUCGCUACAACUGUUGUCUUCUCAUCAGAAAACUGUUCACUGAUUUAGAAGACAUGGAUUUGGAUGUGUAUGAGAAGCUCAAGAAGUCAUUAUUAGAUAGACUUAGAGAUAAGGAUAAGACGAUCAGAAGUGCGGCCGCACUGGCACUGCAUCGCUUCCAAGAGGCGGACAAACGCUCAGAUCUGGUGAGCGAUGCCCUCAAGUUUCACUUGAGAACAGAUCCAGACUUUCGAGUCCGUCAGUCAUGUCUUCAAUCGCUUCAACCGUCUGUCGCCUCAAUCGAUGAGUUCAUUAACUCCACGCGUGAUGUCAAAGACAUUAUCAGAAAAACAGCUUUUACAUUAAUUGCCGACAAAUUCGAUAUAAAGAACUUCGGAAUUGAUAAGAGACUUGAGAUCCUGAAGAAUGGACUCAAUGAGAGACACAUCGCCGUCAAGAAAGUGGUCGAAAUAAAACUGUUGCCCAAUUGGGUGAAGUCAUACAACGGAGACUUUGUGGCGCUUCUGUACGCGUUGGACAUCCAAUCGGAUCCACUGCUCGUCGAAAGAAUGCUUUACUUAUACUUCGAUCACAUCCGCAAAGACGUGAACCAAAGCACCGGACGGACGGGAUUUCAUAAGUUUUUGGACGAUUUCAGGGAUAGAACACCGCUUAACACCGGCUCUGAAGAGAUGCCUAACUCGCAGCCCAACACUCAUGAAGAGACUGUUGAUGCCAUUGAUCUCAUUGUUCCUGAUUUACCGCAUUAUUGCCAUUAUAUUAACGUUUUUGUUAAACAAAUUCUGGUGAGAGAGUAUGGACUGCACGACUUAAUGGAGUUUGAAUUUAUGUUCAAUCAAUUACUUUCAAUGGGAGAACUCAUUGAUAUUGGAGAUGAAGUCCAGAGGCAAAUAAUCCGCAAAUGUAUGAUUGAUGUACUGGCAAAUGAAGAGUUGUUCCAUCGGAUCCACGACUAUGUCUCGCAUUUGAUGAAAAUAUUCUCACAAAACACAGAAUUAAACACUUUUUUAGAGAAAACAGUUGAUAUGAUUGAUGCCAUAAAUUCCAAGUCUAUUGUAGCGGAGGAGCCGCCGCCACCGCCUCCCUCACAGCCAUCUCAAGAGGUGGAGACGAACCCAGAAGUGAUUGCGGAACAGAUGAGACAAAUGGAGAUGGAAUACGCGAAACUCAGUGUCAGAAUAGAGUCAUUGAGGGACGACAUGGAGGCGCCCGAAUGCGGAGAAUCCGAGGCCAAUCGCAUUCAGGAACUUAUCGGUGAACUGUCCGAUAAAAUGAAGGACAUUAUGGAGAGACGACUUCGCAUGAACACCAGUCAACUCAUGCCUCCCUCACAGCAAUCCUCACAACUCUCGCAAAUUGAACCCAAAACUCAAAAGACUUUAAGUGAGGAUCCCAUAACUCUCGAACGAUGCCUUCAAAUAUUCAGCGGUUGCCUUCAAUUUGGAGAUUUUAAAACUGUUAAUCCAAUGAUACUGACACUCAUUGAGAAAAUGGUGAUCCCAUGUAUCCCAGUAUCUGAGAUAAAAGUGAGGAAUAUUGCAGUCAAGAGUUUAGGCCUUUCAUGCCUUAUAUCACAAGAAUUGGCCAAAAAAUAUUUCGCACUCUUUGUUCAGGUGCUUAAUUUUGACUCAGACUUACCUCAAGAAACAGCAUUGAAGUGUAUUUUUGAUAUAUUAUGUAUUCACGGAUUGAGUUGUUUUGAUCACAAGUCGAGAAACAAGAGUAUGAAUAAAAGUAAAAGCAAUACAAUGCUAACGGAUGACAACGAGAAUGACAAAGAGAACCAAAGUAUUAAUAAUAACAGCCGAAGAAGUGUUGCAAAUGAUGGCACAGAAGACAUGGAUGAAGACAACGACCGGACGAUUAUCGAUGAAUCGGAUGCGGAGGACGUGUUGUGCAGUGAAUCCGAAGGCCAAAACUCUGAUGACGAAGACGAGGACAGUUUCCUGAGUUUGUUCAUUGAUUUGUUAGAAAAACACUUGAACUCAGAAUUGGAUGCAAUUAAGUUGAUUACAGCCCAAGGAAUUGGAAAACUAUUUAUUUUGGGACGUAUGUAUUCACCGCAACUGUUAUCUAAACUGAUAAUCCUUUGGUACGAUCCGGACUCGAGCGAAGAGUUGCGCCAAUUUUUGGGCGUAUUUUUGCCGAUAUAUUCGGGCGUUAAUAUGAAGGCUAACCUCAAAGGAGAGAAUGCUUUCGAAGAGUGUUUUAUCAAAACUGUCGAAACCGUGUAUAACGAGGCACUGAAUUAUGUCAAUUUGGAUAAUAUGAUUAACUUUGUGUUGGAACUCAUGUCAGAUGAGGGCCACAACGUUUUGGCUAAAUCUGUUGCCAAUCAAAUAAUCACCCGAAUCGGUGCCAAUGGUUUGGAUGACACCCUUUGCAACAAAUAUUAUUUAAGAGUCCUAUCAGUGCUGCGUUUGACUGAAAUGACAAAACACGACAUCAAAGAGUAUAAACUGUUGAUUAAGAAGAUUGAAAGAGCGCUCAACAAACAGAAAGUGAAGACCAAACUAACAGUUAAUAGAUUGCAGACAAUCAAACUUAAGAUUGAAAAGCAAAUCGAUGUCAUAAAACACAACACAUCGCAAGUGUCCAUAAUUGAAGACUUUGGCUCUGUUUCCCUUUCGCAGAGUAUGUCUCAAAGUUUUAGCGAACGCUCACAAGUGGACGAAACAGUCCUCGAAACGUAACUUAAGUCACAACUCAUUUGUAUAUCAAAAGCCAAUUUAGGUUUUCUCAUAAACCGGUAUUUUUCAGUUACUUUUCAUACCAUUCAUUUCUUAACACAAUGUAUUUUUCACUUAUAAAAUAUUUUACAAGAAUUUCCAAAAGUAUUUUAUACUGUAGUAAAUAGUUUGAAC
Molecule: messenger RNA, 3399 nt
Organism: Oppiella nova
Lineage: Eukaryota; Metazoa; Arthropoda; Arachnida; Sarcoptiformes; Oppiidae
Source: the annotation of a GenBank genome assembly